UCUGCCGUUUAUGUGUGAGAAGAUUACCCCUCCUGGUUCAAAGAUAAAAAAAUUAAUCUUAACGUUAAACGAUAAAAAAAAGUAUAUUGUGCACCACUCAAUUUUAAAGCAGGCUCUGAAGGAGGGUCUUGUUUUAAAAAAGGUGCAUAGGGUACUUCAAUUUGACCAAAGCCCUUGGUUAGCUAGCUAUAUUUCACUCAAUACGGAAAUGAGGAAAAAAGCAACCGACGAUUUCCAAAAGGACUUCUUUAAGCUCAUGAACAACGCAGUUUUUGGUAAAACCAUGGAGAAUGUGCGCAAUCGCAUGAAGAUGUCUCUUGUCUGCAGUCCUGCAGCUUUUCAAAAACUGAUAAACAAGCCUACAUUUAAGGGUGUAACGCAAUACAAUGAAAACUUGUAUGCGGUACACCUCCACAAGGCAGUUUUAACUUUUGAUAAGCCUAUUUAUGUAGGAUUUACUGUCUUGGAAAUCUCCAAGACUUUAAUGUAUAAUUUUCAUUACAAUGUAAUGAAAAAAUACUAUGGAUGUGACAUAGAACUGUUAUACAUGGAUACAGAUUCUCUAAUGUAUUUAAUUAAGACAGAUGACUUUUACCAUGACAUGCUAACCAAACCGGGUUUUCUGGAAAAAUUGGAUACAUCUAAUUUCCCGCCAUCUCAUCCGUGUUAUAGAACCGAGAGAAAAAAAGUUCCCGGAACUUUCACAGAUGAGACUGGAGGUGAAAUAAUCUCGGAACAAGUGGCUCUAAAACCAAAAUCGUAUGGCUAUAUACAGGUUGGACAUGAACAUAUUAAAGCUAAGGGCGUUGCUUACCAUGUAAUAAAGAAUCAUAUGACAUUUGAGGAUCAUAUGGAUUGUUUAUUCCAAGGUAUCAAUGAAAAAGAUCCUGCUGCAUUCAAUCCAUACCGUACGAUGAACUCAUUCCGUUCUUAUAAACAUAAUAUUAAAACCAUUUCAACCCUCAAGCUAGCGUUAAAUCGACAUGACGACAAGAGAGUUGUAUUACCUGACCGUAUACAUACUUUACCUUAUGGACAUUAUAAACUAAUGGAGAUGGCUGAAGAAGAAGAAGAAGAUGAAGAGUCUGGUGACAUAAUGCAUUCCAUAUCCAAAAUAGCAGAAGUCAUUAUGAAAAAAUAA
Adelges cooleyi (spruce gall adelgid) is the source of this 1141-nucleotide messenger RNA. RefSeq lists its product as uncharacterized. The transcript is spliced from 6 exons. The coding region runs from base 11 to 1141 and encodes 376 amino acids. Lineage: Eukaryota; Metazoa; Arthropoda; Insecta; Hemiptera; Adelgidae. The record is from RefSeq and is a predicted model, not a curated record.